AUGGCCGUCGCUGGCAUCGGCGCCGACUGUCUCCUCAACACAAUUCUCUUCAUGCUCGGAGUCAUUCCCGGCCACAUCCAUGGUUUCUACAUAACCUGCACUUAUUUCUCGCGCAGGAAGAAGGUGCGUAAGGGUCAAUAUCCUGGCGGCCCCAAAAUGGGUAUCUACAGUGAGAGGGUUUGGUAUGGGGGUGCGAGUGCGAAAAGGGUGGAUGAGUUGUGGGAGAAGAGAGAGGAUGAGAGAUUAGAAAAAUCGGAUAGAGAUGAAGAGAAGAGGACGGGCAGGAGGAAGGCUGGGGAUAGGAGGGGUGUUGGAAGAAGAAAUGAGGUGAUGAGAAUGCACAGUGAUAUAGGAGCGAUGAGAGUGCAUUGA
Messenger RNA from Sclerotinia sclerotiorum 1980 UF-70, 372 nucleotides. RefSeq lists its product as hypothetical. The record is from RefSeq and is a predicted model, not a curated record. Bases 1 to 372 code for a protein of 123 amino acids. Gene Ontology annotation, cellular component: membrane. The transcript has 2 exons. NCBI's taxonomy places the organism in Eukaryota, Fungi, Ascomycota, Leotiomycetes, Helotiales, Sclerotiniaceae.